AAAUAAAACACCGUGAAUAAAAAUUCAACUUUUGUUGUUUAGGAAAAAGAUAAAAUCAUCGUUCUUGAUUGAAUUUCCUUUAUUAUUGGGUUAAAUAUAAAGAUCAUUACCCUUGUUCUACAUUUCUUAAUUUCUAUCCCCUUUAUCUUUUCAUUUAUUUCACAUUUAUUGUUGAGAUUUAAUUAAUAAUUCAUUUAAUAUCAUAUUUAAGUUUACAACCUUAACCUUGACCUUUCUUCACAAUUAUCUAAUCUUCCAUCUUCCUUCUAAAAUAUAAUAAUCAGGGCAACUUUCCCCUAUUUUGAAGGGGGGAAGAAAGAUUUGUUUUUCUUCUAAAAGUUAUGAUGUUAUAAUUAGAGAGAAUUUGUUAGAUGUCAGACAUGGCUGCGAAGAAUAUUGCUGUAUUUUCUGAAAUAAAAGGUCGAAGAUCAUGGGUUUGCAGUGUUUUUCAAGCAGUUUUUGUUGUAAUCUUAAUCUACUUGAUAGGAAGUGUUUUCAUUUUACCAGUUUACAGACAGGAAACUCCAAAGUUGGAAUUAGCUGAACACAUGGAUCUAUUAUUGGGCAAUAGUUGUGAGAACCAUUGUAGACCUCUUGGAAGUGAAUCGCUACCUCAAGCUAUAGUCGCAAAGAAUUCUAACUUGGAAAUGCGACCACUAUGGGGCUUACCAACGAAAAGUAACUCCUCGAAGAAUUUGCUGGCAAUGUCUGUCGGGAUAAAGCAAAAAAAGCUAGUUAAUGAAAUGGUUAGCAAGUUUCUCUCAAAUGGUUUUUCCGUUAUGCUUUUCCAUUAUGAUGGUAAUGUUAAUGAAUGGAACGAGUUUAGUUGGAAUGAACGGGUCAUACAUAUAUCUGCAAUCAAUCAAACCAAAUGGUGGUUUGCAAAGCGGUUCAUGCACCCAGAUAUAGUUGCUGCCUAUGAAUAUGUUUUUCUCUGGGAUGAAGAUCUUGGAGUAGAAAAUUUUAAUCCUUUACGGUAUCUGUCUAUUGUUAAAGAGGAGGGGCUUCAAAUCUCCCAGCCUGCACUUGAUGGAAACAAAUCAGAGGUGCAUCACCAGAUUACAGCCCGUGGCAGGAGAGGAAGAAUUCACAGGAGAACAUACAAGCAUGGUGAGUGUGAUGAAGACAGUAAAGCUCCUCCAUGUACAGGAUGGAUAGAAGUCAUGGCUCCGGUGUUCUCACGGCCAGCAUGGCGUUGUGUAUGGUACAUGAUUCAGAAUGACUGUAUUCAUGCUUGGGGUCUUGACAUGUACCUUGGAUAUUGUGCACAGGGUGAUCGGAUGCAAAAUAUUGGGGUUGUAGAUGCCGAGUAUGUGAUCCAUUACGGCCUACCUACACUAGGAGAACCGGCAGGAAAGAAGUUGAGCCAUCAUGAACUUGACAAACGGAUCGAAGUGAGGAAACAGUCUUACAACGAGUACAAGGUAUUCAGAAGACGAUGGGACAAAGCUGCUGCGACGGAUGAAUGCUGGAAGAAUCCAUACCCGGAGGCCUUGUAUCGGAUCUUACCAUAUUAGAUGCAGAAUAAGAAAAGGUUUAUACACACAGACUGAAGGACAUAUACAACAAUGAAGUAUGGUAAAUACAUAUAUAUGGCUGAUCUGGAAGAUACUGGAAGUGGAAACACAUUUUUGUACAGAGGAGUUGUAUACUGCUAUUCACAUUAUUCUAUUCUUAUGAGUAUUCUUUGCAACUUGGCUAGAACUAGAUUUGAAUUAUACUGCUACACGAGGCCCAUAUUUCUUAUAUCUUAUGUAUACAACUAUACAUCAUAUUAUAUGAUUCUAAAACUACAAUGAUAAUAUUUUUUCAACCUUUUUGAUGGUAGAAAA
Messenger RNA from Amaranthus tricolor (Joseph's coat), 1832 nucleotides. RefSeq lists its product as uncharacterized. The coding region runs from base 372 to 1517 and encodes 381 amino acids. The record is from RefSeq and is a predicted model, not a curated record. NCBI's taxonomy places the organism in Eukaryota, Viridiplantae, Streptophyta, Magnoliopsida, Caryophyllales, Amaranthaceae. The transcript has 15 exons.